Anisakis simplex (herring worm) is the source of this 489-nucleotide messenger RNA. The record is from the annotation of a GenBank genome assembly. Lineage: Eukaryota; Metazoa; Nematoda; Chromadorea; Rhabditida; Anisakidae.
AUGUUGCCUGUUCUAGAGCUGACACGAGAUCCUCCCGAAGGUAUCAUUGCCGGGCCAGUGGAUGUUGAGAACUUCUUUGAAUGGGAGUGCUACAUCACCGGUCCGGAAGGGACAUGUUUCGAAAAUGGUGUGUUCCCGGCCAGGAUCACAUUCCCACAGGAUUACCCAUUAUCACCACCAAAAAUGCAAUUUACCUGUGAUAUAUUCCAUCCGAAUAUCUAUCCUGAUGGUCGUGUUUGCAUCAGUAUAUUGCAUGCGCCUGGUGUUGAUCCAACUGGCUACGAGACAAGCGCUGAGCGUUGGUCGCCAGUUCAGUCGAUCGAAAAAAUCUUAAUUUCUGUGAUUUCGAUGCUUGCUGAGCCAAACGAUGAGAGUGCAGCGAAUGUGAACGCAGCAAAGAUGUGGCGUGAAGAUCGAGAACAGUUCGAAAGAAUCGCUGACAAUUUGGUUCGUCAGACGCUGUGUCUUCCGACGAAUACGAGUGAAUAA